This is a messenger RNA of Micromonas pusilla CCMP1545, 1014 nucleotides long. RefSeq lists its product as uncharacterized. The record is from RefSeq and is a predicted model, not a curated record. Lineage: Eukaryota; Viridiplantae; Chlorophyta; Mamiellophyceae; Mamiellales; Mamiellaceae. Bases 1 to 1014 code for a protein of 337 amino acids. The transcript is spliced from 3 exons.
AUGUUCGCGCUCGCCUCGUCCUCCGCCGCCGCCGUCCGCGUCCCGGUCGCGUCCGCCGCGGCGCCGCGGACGCGCGCCGCGCGCGCCGCGACCGCGUCGUCGCUCUCGUCCUCCGCGUCCUCCGCGUCCGCGCCGCUCCGCGCGAGAUGCUGCUUCGUUCGCGGUCCGUCGUCGUCGUCGUCGUCGUCGUCCGUCCGACGCGGGAGCCUCCAGGUCCGCGCGGACGCCAUCGACGACGCCGUGGAGAUCGCGACGAAGGGCCCUAACACGGGUCCGAAAGGGCCGGUCGCGUCCGACGUCGUCCCCGCGCUCCCGCGCUCGACGUGCUCCGACGUCGUCGAUGGCGACGGCGGGUUCAACCUCGCGACGACGUCGUUCGGCACCAUCGGCCUGAGCGUCGGCCUGCCGCUGCUGUCGUACGGGUUCUUCUCCUUCUUCAACUUCCUUCCGGGGGGGAGCGUGUCGUCGCUGCUGCUCAUCUACGGGUUCAUCAUCUCCCUCAUCGGGUUCGCGCUGAAGUACGCGCAGCUGGACCCGCUCGAGUGCGUCACGUACAGGGACGCGCUCGCGCUGCGCGAGUCGCAGACCACGGCCAUCCUGACCCAAGUCCGCAACGACGUCACGCGGUACCGAUACGGCGACGAGCAGCACCUCGAGGAGGCGCUCGGGUUCAUCUUCCGGUACAACCGCCCGGGCGGCCUCCGCAAGAACCAGGCGCCGAAGAUGACGGGCAUCGCCGAGAUGGUCAUCGUCGACCGCUACGCGCUCGUCUUAAAGUUCGACUGCCCGAAGAUGGAGCUGUCCGAGUGGACGGACCGCAGAGAGAAGAUUCAGGCGUUCUUCGGCCCCGGCGUCACCGCGGGGAUCACGGAGACGGGAGAAGGGAAGGUGGAGGUGGAGCUCGUGAGCGACGGCAGCGACGCGUCGGGGCCGAGCGGGAACGACGACAUGGAGGUGUUGCCGCCGCUGAUGCCGGGGUUGCCGCCGCGCUACGUCAAGAAGGGCAAGGCGUAG